Messenger RNA from Haliotis rufescens (red abalone), 4140 nucleotides. RefSeq lists its product as uncharacterized. The record is from RefSeq and is a predicted model, not a curated record. The transcript has 8 exons. NCBI's taxonomy places the organism in Eukaryota, Metazoa, Mollusca, Gastropoda, Lepetellida, Haliotidae. Bases 441 to 2636 code for a protein of 731 amino acids.
UCUUUCGAAAGCUACACAGAAGCGAGUCUGUUUUCCAAAACAAGAAGAGGCAUCAUAUGCUGUCUUUUUUAUUGGGAUAGUGUAAUCUAAACAUGCAAUGGAAGGUCGACUGGCGGAGCGUUGCGCUGUCAUUGAUGUUGCAAGCUGUCAGAAAUCGUAUCUGGCGCCUUCGACUUGAUCACACGGAAGCUGGGUCAUUUGUUGUUGUUGACAACAAGGUCACAUGUCACUGUUCUGCUGGUCACUUUCAUGGCUGAGGGUACAGAAACUGAACUACUGUUUUAGCCACCGAAUUUGAAUUGUUGUAGCAAUUAACGGACUUUUCACCUGGGUCAUCGCGAGGAGUGCGUAGACAGGCUUGUGUGUGAUGUGAGCGAUGUUGUCCUGCCCGACUUCCCCUGUUUGAGCAGCAGCGCCUGUGACAGACUGCCAGCUUCAUCAUGACGACCCGGUGCUUGAUGGCGUUUGAUUAUGCUGACUGGCAUGCACGCAAUGUGCUGCAGAAGCAGUCCCAGAAGCGCCCCCUAGGGGACAUUGAGAGUAAGCACCGAUACCGACCUGCACAGCCUGUGUUAUCAUGUCGUACCGUGGACGUUGACCUGACUGGCACUCGCACCUACCGUGCCAGGUCCACUACAGACAUCAUCAGUGAGCAGCAUCGCUACAUACACAACCUCUACAACAAAGCUCGCAACAUUGUGUCAGCACCACCAAGGAGGGCUAAGUCAUCAUCUCGGUACUCAACAGAUGAAAACUAUCACAAACUUCAGAAGAUUAAUAUUGAGGUCAGUGGGAGGCCGGUCAGCUCACUGUCCCAGUCAGCCAAAACACAGUCAAAGAGGAAAACUGUCAAGUCAGCAAAACGUCCAAAGACAACAGGUCAAUUCAAAAGUGCAAAACCUGCAACUGACUGUUACAUGGUAGUGAAAGUAGACCCGGACCUUUUGGAGACAAGCCGCUCACAGCGCGAGAUUACGGAGCAGAUUCACCAACACUGGCUGCCCGAAAACAACAACCUGAACCAGGGUCGGUUCAUCCGCGGACAGAAGAGGGCGGAGUCUGUACCCACCUCUCUGGAUGCCUGGCUCACGUUCGGGGGAGCCCCAGGAGAUGCUGACAAUGGAGUAGUGGACGCCUUUGCUAGCUACCGUGGCGAGGAUGAAUACUACAACAUCGAUGGCAACAUCGGCAGUCGUGUAGCCCAACAACUGCACCGAGGAGACAAAAUCCGCAUCGGAAUCAAUGGUGUGGUUCAGUCAAAUGACCUGAAGGUUCGGAAGAAGUCGGCAUUGGCCAGGGAAGAAGUGAUUGAGACUUUGGAGGAAGAGAAAGUAGAAGAGGUGAAAGAGAAGGAAAAAAUGGAAGAACGAAAAGAUGCUGAAAAGGAUGUUAAGGACGAAGAGGAGUUUGACUUCAUGGCUGAUCUCAACACAGACCUAAUGACCCAGGACUUGGAAGACCUGAUGGAGGAGGUGGAGGAGAAGCCACGCCCCAUCAUCCCGCUCAGCUGGACCGACCAGAUCACCAAGGAUGGGGUCAGGAUCCUCUCCCCUCGCUCACCACCCCUGAAGAGGGAGAGGACGAACCUUUGUGAAACACGACCGGUUGUGUUUGAAAAGCUAAUUCUCGAAGACUCCCCAUCUGGUCGGCCAUGGGUGCCGCGAACUGAAGGCUACCAGGUGAAAUACCGCCAGCGACCACAGAUACAUGGCUUGGAUACGAAAGAGUCCCGGCUUAGUCGGGUCAAGGUCAUUUCCAUUGACCCAAGGUCAAAAGAAGAAGAUGAGAAGUUGAACAAUAUAUCUGUGGAUGAAAUCCUGCAGACAGCAGUGGAGAAGAAAGGUUCCGGAGACGACAGGAAGAUUUCUGGAGAAAAGGAUCGGUCAAAGAGGAGCGAGGGUAAACGUGGUGAUGAUGGGAACGUCUCUGUGCUCAAACAUCCCAACAGUGCUAGCAGGAGUGAGUCAAGGGCCAGUCAGUCUAGUGAGCAUGUGAGGAAGAGGGUGUCGGUCCAGUCUCAUGCUCCGAGCACUACAGUCAAAGAUCUCAGCAUUGUCUCCCCUGGUGUCAAACACAAGGCAGGGGACACUCGGACUGGCAAGUCUGCUGGUAAGGCUAUGGUUGGCAAGGGACUGAUGCGUUCUCCCCUUGGUGGAUCUGGACCAAGUAUUAAGUCUGGCAACAUACAGGGUGAGACUGAGUACAUUCAGAUCGCGUCCCAGCUGCGUGUUCCUGGUGGUUCCCAGCGUCCUACCAUGGCCUACACCCACCAGCCUGGGGCGCAUCAGGACAGAAUCACAAGUCCAGAGAGGCCAUACCUGAAUGGUCAGGCUAGUCCCCGUGCUGAUCCCGACAGAAUGGUUGAGGAGCUGAGUUCUGUUGCUGAAGAGGGCGGGGCAGCUCCAAGUCUUGCCACCCCUGAAACAAAGUCUCCUGUGCCGGCGCUGGAGAUCAGUAUUCCCACAGCUGAUGACAUGUCGGACAGAGACUCUAUUCUCCCGUCCCCGAAUCGUCCAGGCUCAUACCACGAGGAUGGGGAUGACUUGACCGGCAGGCAGAGGAGAGAGGCAUCGAUGAGAGAUGAUCAGAUUGACCAGAUUGCUUCAAUGCUUGGUGGAGCACUGAUACAACACUGAACAGGGUUUAGCAGAUUACGAGGGUCGUCUUGUGGGUAGACUGAUGCAACAGUGAACAUAGCAUGGAUGAACUGAGCUCAUUGUCCCUAUCUUGUAGACAUGGAACAGUGCAGCCUGCACAGUGUGCUAACUAUAAGUUAUUGCUCCUUGACAGAUUAAUUGUCAGUACUUCAUGGGCAUGUGACACUAUAUUCCUCCAUCACCCUUGAGUACAUUCAGCCUCUUUUUGGUGUAGUAGUGAAAUAUGUCUAUUUUUAGCCAACUUACAAACAUCAUCUAUGAGUACAUUCGGCCUUUUUUCGGUGUAGUGAGGACAUAUGUCUAUUUUUAGCCAACUUACAAACAUCAUCCUUGAGUACAUUCGGCCUUUUUUCGGUGUAGUGGUGAAAUAUGUCUAUUUUUAGUUAACUUAUAAUUUGAGACUGUUUACAACUCACGAUCAAAUGAGCCCAACUCAUGCAUGAACUUGUCCGAACCUUGUCAUUGCCUGAUACUGAAGCAAUAUGUAGAGCAGACAUCCACAAGGCUGUGGCACACAUUGCAUGAGAAAUAUUGCCGUUUGAGCAAUAUUCUGAACGCUCAUUGAUCUGAGCUGUCGGUGGUUCCCUCUCACUCGAACCAGGUCUUGUUUUAUUGGUUAAUAAUAGCUACUACACUGCAAAUCAGCUGUGUGCAUUUAUGGUGGGUGAAAGUAGUGUAUACAAAACCUGUUUUGAGGCUGUGACAGACUUGAUUUUUAUGAAUGUAGAAAUCCUCUUUCUACAUAGGCAUCUAUGCACCAAGUAUUUGGGAGAUGAUUUUCCAGUAAGAAAGUUAGAAAAAUGGAAAUUUCAUCUUGCACGUUUACUUUUGUCAAUAGUCGACAAGCUAAGACUGAAGUGAGUAAUAGAGUGCCUAUACCAUAAAACAACGACGCGUAGAUAUACUUGUGGUUAUUUGUUUAUUAUGGUUAUUUGUGUAUUGGAUGGGUGCUAAGCUGAUUAUUUCUGUGAUUCCCUAAAUAAGAAUGUAGUCCUGAUUCUGACAGUGUUCCCAUGACUACUCAGGAUCUACCCAUGACUAACCAUAAGGGCACAAAUUUAAGGGGCAUUGUUCUCAGUUAUUCUUUCUGAUCAUUAUAACAACGGUUCCUUUGUUUUCAUUAUUUGCGAAGAGGCCCAUAUCAAAUUGACAUCAUGUGAGCGUAUUGUUGCAAAUAACUGAACAUGACGUCAUCCAUAGUUCAUGACGUUGUGACGCUGUUGAAGACCUUACAACAGUAGAGUUACUGAGCUGAUUUGUCCACCAUGAGUCCACUUGAGGUCAGGAAACCACUUCUUCCACAAUUUCUCAGAACAAACACUGGGGGUAGUAUAUAGAGCAAUCUACUCCCAACUUGAAAUUAUUGUUUAUCUGUCUCGCCAUGGCUCUGAACAUACAAAAUUAUUUCCCUGGGGUCAGAUAGUCUGUAAUUCCCUUUGGACAAAGUGCCCCUGUAAUAUAGAUACAGUUGUGUGUCAUGUGA